CUUCGGUUUCUACACCAAUCCCUUCUUUUUUUUCGCUCUCAUUCAUUCGUUGAACCUUCACUGUGUGAAGCAGGCAGACACUCUUUCAGACUCCUUUCCAUCGAACAUUCGUUUCCACCGAACAACGACUUCAGUCCUUCUCAGAAAAUACCUCUCUCAGCCAUCAUGUACAAGACUCUCACUUCCGUUUCCGCCAUUGCGGCUCUUGCUGCUACCGUCGCUGCCCACGGUACCGUCACUGGUGUCACCAUUGAUAACGUCUUCGAGCCGGGCUUCAAGCUCGACUACUACUAUGCUGCCCAAUACGGUGGUAACAUCCCCAAGCACAUUGGCUGGUACGCCGAGAACCUGGACAACGGCUUCGUUGGCCCAGACUCCUACACUAAGCCCGACAUCAUCUGCCACAAGAAUGCUAGCCCCAAGCUCAGCUCCGACAACCUGAGCAAGGUUGCCGCUGGUGGCACUGUCGAGUUCCACUGGACCGAGUGGCCUGUGUCCCACGUUGGCCCCGUCCUUACCUACGUUGCCGCUUACAGUGGUGACAUUGAGUCCGUCAAGAAGGAGGAUCUCAAGUGGACCAAGAUUGAGGGUGCUGGUUACGAGAACGGCCAGUGGGCUGCCGUCAAGAUGAUCGGCCAGAACAACACCUGGUCCGUCACUGUCCCCCAGAGCCUCGCUGCCGGCAAGUACGUCUUCCGCCACGAGAUCAUUGCGCUGCACGCUGCUGGCCAGGAGAACGGUGCCCAGAACUACCCUCAGUGCCUGAACAUCGAGGUCACUGGCAGCGGCACCGAGAAGCCCGAGGGUGUUGUCGGCACCAAGCUGUACACUCCCACCGACCCCGGUAUCCUCUUCAACGUCUACGCCAGCGACAUCAAGUACACCGUUCCUGGUCCUCCUCUCUUUGGCGCCGGCAGCUCCACCACUCCCACGCCUUCGAACUCUUCCUCGGCCCCUGCCCCUGGCGGCAACUCGGCCCCUGCCACGAGCCCCGUUGCCACCCCUGUUGCUGAGAAGCCUGCUCCUUCGGCUGCUCCCUCUGGCGGCAACGCUCUCCCCGAGAGCUUCACCAUCGACACCUUCAUCACCUGGCUCGAGGGUAAGGCCGGCAUCUCUUCCGGCAAGGCUCGCCACCACGCUCGCUCUUUCUUCUAAGCGCGCUUUUUUUUAUUAUAAGCGACGCGGGACGGAAAUGAUAUAUCAUAGCGUGUGUUUUUGGUUUUCUGAGCUUCGUUCGUUCGAGACGUAACGAGUGUCUUCGAUUCAUUGUGCAUAGUACAUACCCC
This is a messenger RNA of Exserohilum turcica Et28A, 1286 nucleotides long. RefSeq names its product glycoside hydrolase family 61 protein. The record is from RefSeq and is a predicted model, not a curated record. The coding region runs from base 166 to 1155 and encodes 329 amino acids. NCBI's taxonomy places the organism in Eukaryota, Fungi, Ascomycota, Dothideomycetes, Pleosporales, Pleosporaceae. The transcript has a single exon.